AUGACUAACCCCAACAAUUUAGAAAACUAUCGUGGCUUUCAUGCCAAUAGGAGACCAAACAAUAGUAGCAAUGUGCCUCCAUUGCUUCACCCGAUCAAACCUAAAUUCAAGAAAAAGAGCAGUUCAUUGUUCAAUAAAUUGAUAUAUUCGCGAAGAGACACGGGUGGGGAUGAGGAAGAACAACAAGAGGACGAGGAGUCGAAAAGGGAUCCUCUAUUAUCAACAUCAGAUGCAUCGGUGUCUCCUACUCAAUCUGGCCAAUCAUCGCGAGCCAAUUCCAUUGCUUCAGAUGAGCAAGAUCCUCAACAACAGCAACAACAACAGCCAAAACGCAAAAGCAAUUCAUCGGCUUCUUCAAGCCACUCUAAACAUAAGUUUAGACUCCCAUCGUUGUCGUUGGACUACCACCCCCAUCACAUUUCCUCUGUUCUGCCCAAUCUGUUGCAAAUGUCUCAACCGGAUAACCCCGUGACUCCCAUGAAAAUGAAACACGAUGUGUAUUCCACACCUUCACCUUCAGACGUGUCACAAAGGGACCAAUCGGUGUCGUCACUACACUCUUUAGGCCCCACCGAUAACAUGAUGUCGUUGGAUUUGAACUUGGAUGAAAUGAGAGAUAUUGUGAAAACAGAUGAGACUACAGCACCAAAGCAAAAUUGGAAAGCGCCGGAUUCUUGGGAUGUAAAAGCUUCCAAAAUAGAGGAAAUACCAGAGGAGAUUACUGAACCUGAUUUUGUGGAGAAACUGUUGCCGGUGCUUUAUGGAACCAGACAGGGUUCGCACGUGUCGAAAUCGAUGGAUCCACACCCUAGUCACAUUAUUCGAAUAUUCAAAGAGGACAAUACUUUCACGACCAUAUUAUGCCCCUUAGAGACAACUACGACCGAGCUUUUAGCAAUUGUGCAGAAAAAAUUCUUUUUAGAAUCGGCAUCAAAUUACCAAUUGUCAGUCCACAUUGGAAACUGUGUCAAGGUGUUGGAAAGUUUCGAAAAGCCCAUUAAGAUACAAACGGGGUUGCUUCUUUUAAGUGGGUACACCGAAGAUGACAAUUUGAGAAUAAUCGGUAGGGGGGACAUGUCGUUUGUGUGCAAGUUUGUGGUGGAAAAUAUCUAUCUCAGAAGUUUGACCCAUGAAGAAGAGGCGUUGCUCUCGAAAAACUAUGUGGAUGUCAAUAUAUCCUCUCUAAACCUCAAAAACAUUCCCAUCAUAUUCCACCAACACACUUAUGAAAUUGAAAAAUUGAAUGUGUCGGAAAAUCCAUCGAUAUACAUUCCAUUAGAUUUCAUUCAAUCAUGCACCAAUUUGACAAGCGUCAAUUUUUCCCGAAACGGAUGCUCCAAAUUUCCCACCAAUCUCCUUGAAGCAGUUGGUCUCACCCAUUUGAAUCUCGAGAUGAAUUUUUUGGAUGAUUUACCAUUGAAGAUCAACAGCCUUAACAACUUGACUCAUUUGAAACUCAAUUCCAACCAGUUGUCACUGCUUCCGAAAUCAUUUGGUGAACUUAAAAACUUGGUCUACCUCAAUUUGUCGUCAAAUUACUUUGUCAACUACCCAGAACCGGUCAAUGAUUUGGACAAAUUGAUUGAGUUGGACUUGUCGUAUAACGAUCUUUCGUACCUACCAGAGUCGAUGGUGAAUCUUAAAAGCUUGCAGAAGUUGAACUUGUGCACAAACAAGCUAGACAAGGCAUUGCCAGAUUUCCUUGCCGGCUUGCAGUCAUUGAAAAGAUUGGAUAUUCGUUACAACCAGAUAGCAAAUGUUGACGUGUUAGGCGAAUUACCAAAUCUUGAAGUCUUGUACGCAUCUAGAAAUUCGAUAUCGGCAUUUUGUGAUCGAAUGGAGAACCUUAGACUUUUACAUUUUGAUAAAAAUCCAAUCACAGAACUCAAGUUUAUCAAUCAAUUGCAAAUGCUCAAUAUCUUGGACUUGUCAAAGGCAAAAAUUACUGCUAUCCCUGCCGAGUUUAUGAUCAAGAUACCUAACAUCGAAAAGUUGGUACUUGAUAAAAACCACUUGGUAACACUCCCACAAGAAUUGGGACAAUUGACGAGAUUAUCAUAUCUCUCCAUUUACUCAAACAAUUUACAGGCAGUGCCAUCCACAAUUGGUAAUCUAUCCAAUUUGCAAUACUUGAAUCUUCACUCAAACAGUAUCCAAACCUUGCCGGACGAGAUUUGGAACUUGAGGUCGUUGGCGGUAUUAAAUGUGGCUAGUAAUAACCUCACUUCUUUCCCCAAACCACCAUUUGCCAUCGCAAAGAGAAUUUCUUCCUCGAAUGAUUUUGGAGAAUUGCCAGCCUCAGAAUCAAUUGCUGACGCUUUAUCAGUUUUGACAAUUUCAGACAAUAGGUUGAACGACGACUGUUUUGAUGCCAUUUCAUUCCUUGUUGGCUUAAAGUCACUAAACAUGUCGUAUAACGAUUUGAUUGAGAUUCCAGAAGGGUCAAUUUCGAGAAUGAGACGAUUGAAUGAGCUAUAUUUGUCGGGUAACGACUUGACAACGCUUCCUGCAGAUGAUUUAGAACAACUAAAGGCGUUGAAACUUCUUUAUAUCAACAACAACAAAUUGGUGUCAUUACCAGCAGAAUUGAGCAAAUUGACUAAUUUACAACACUUGGACGUGGGGUCCAAUCAAUUGAAAUACAACAUCUCCAACUGGCCAUACGACUGGAAUUGGCAUUGGAAUAAGAAUUUGAAAUACUUGAACUUUUCUGGAAACAAACGGUUCGAAAUUAAACAAAGUCAUGUAAAGAAUCCGGAAACUGGUGAGGAUUUUGACAGUUUAUUAGUUUUGGACCAAUUGAAAGUAUUGGGUUUGAUUGAUGUCACGUUGACAACAACAUCUGUCCCCGAGCAAUCUGUCGACAAGAGGAUAAGAACAACUGCAUCUGAAUUGGACAAUAUUGGAUACGGUGUAAGUGAUACAAUGGGACAGAGAGACUUUAUAUCAAAUCGAGAUCUUUUCAUACAAAAGUUUAGAGGCAACGAAGACGAGGUGCUUAUUUGCUCCUUUGAUGGUAAACAUGGAGCUCCGAAUCAGGGCCAUAGAAUAUCAUUAAUUGCACGAAACAUGAUUACAAAAAGUGUAACUGAGGAAUUGUCUAAAAUUAACAAUGACCCCGACAAGGUUUACAUUGCUCUCAGGAGGGCAUUCUUAUCAUUCAAUAAGGAAAUCAAUGGAAUAUUAUUGGCCAAAAAGAGUCAUACAUUCACUCCUGGCCCACAAUACUCCAAAGAGCAAAGCGAGUUGAACUUGAUUGAUGAUGCAAGAAGUGGUGCAUCUGCCACUGUCAUUUACAUCAAAAACAAAAAGCUUUAUUGUGCAAACAUUGGAGACAUUGAAACAUUACUAUGCCAAAACAAUGGUAAUUUCCGUGUAUUGACAAAUUCUCACAAACCAACAAAUCGUGAAGAGUUCGAACGAAUUAGAGCUUCCGGUGGGUAUGUUUCUGGAAGCGGUGAUUUAGAUGGAGACUUGCCUGUAUCUCGAGGGGCAGGAUACUUUUCAUAUUUACCCCAUACUCAUUCUGGUCCAGAUGUGAGUGAGUUGACAUUGACUCCCGCUGAUGACUUGUUGGUUAUUGCCACUAAAGUGCUUUGGGAGUAUAUCUCCUAUGAACUUGCGGUCGACAUUAUACGACAAGAAAAGAAUGAUCCAAUGAUUGCUGCGCAGAAGUUGCGUGAUUUCGCCAUCUGCUAUGGUGCUUCAGACAAGAUAACGGUGAUUGUGCUUACAUUUGGUGAAAAGACAAAACUGAAUGCCUUGUAUAAUAACCUUGGUCGAGAAUCUGAUUUUUUCAAAAGGAGAAGAGAUAGACAAGUUGGUGGUGAUUCAACUCUUCGUAGGUUGGAAAGUGAAAUUGAACCACCGGUUGGCGAAUUGGCAUUGGUAUUUACAGAUAUCAAGAAUUCGACAUUACUUUGGGAUUCGUACCCAGCACCAAUGAGGUCUGCUAUCAAGACACAUAACUCAAUCAUGAGACGUCAAUUGAGGAUUGUUGGAGGAUACGAGGUUAAAACAGAAGGUGAUGCAUUUAUGGUUGCAUUUCCUUCGCCCACAUCGGCUCUAUUAUGGUGCUUCAACGUGCAACAGAACUUGCUUACUGCUGAUUGGCCGACAGAGAUUCUUGAAACCGACCAAUGUUGUGAAGUGACUGAUGGCGCUGGGAACGUAAUAUAUCGUGGGUUGUCGGUUCGUAUGGGUAUACAUUGGGGUUCACCCGUGUGUGAACCGGAUGUUGUUACUGGAAGAAUGGACUAUUUUGGCCCCAUGGUGAAUCGAGCUUCUCGAAUUAGUGCAAUUGCCGAUGGUGGUCAAAUUGCCGUAAGCUCAAACUUUCUUGACGAAAUGAGAGCAUUAACUGCCAUCCAUGAUGACAUUAAAAAUAAUGUCAAGACCAUUAGUGAUGCAUAUCAGGGGAAUGACAAUGCCGGAAUCAUUAUUGAAAGAGAGCUAACCGCAAUCGAGGAGCUCGGGUCAAACUACUACAAAAUUGGAGAGAGGAAGCUUAAAGGGUUGGAAACGCCAGAAUUGAUCACCUUAGUUUACUCCACCCGGUUGAAAUUACGAUUCGAGAUUUUCCAAAAGAGAUUAGAUGCAGAUGAAAAACAUAGCACAAGAGUGAUUGGCACCAUACCUAUUGAGUGUAUCACAGCAAUCAACAAUAUUGCAUUACGUUUGGAAAAUUUGUUGUCGUAUUUAAAUUAUGGUACCUAUAUCAAAGAAGGGCUCAAGCAAAAUCAAAGAUUAAUUGAUCCCAAUGUACAAGAAUUGUUGAAUUCGGUAACGAGAAUAGAAAACUCGGUGGCUACUUUAUAUCUAAGGCAAUUGACGGAACCAAAUAACAACAAAGCAUUCAGCAUGAGUCCAUUAAGUCAAAUAUUGGACGAGUUGUCGGCAAUUAUGAAACACGUACAGGAUACAUAG
Molecule: messenger RNA, 4926 nt
Organism: Lodderomyces parapsilosis
Lineage: Eukaryota; Fungi; Ascomycota; Pichiomycetes; Serinales; Debaryomycetaceae
Gene: CYR1
Product: adenylate cyclase
Exons: 1
Coding region: 1-4926 (1641 amino acids)
Biological process (GO): intracellular signal transduction; cyclic nucleotide biosynthetic process
Molecular function (GO): protein binding
Source: RefSeq, a predicted model, not a curated record